Molecule: messenger RNA, 1612 nt
Organism: Magnolia sinica
Lineage: Eukaryota; Viridiplantae; Streptophyta; Magnoliopsida; Magnoliales; Magnoliaceae
Exons: 3
Coding region: 1021-1503 (160 amino acids)
Molecular function (GO): protein dimerization activity
Source: RefSeq, a predicted model, not a curated record
ACUUCAAAAAUAUGAUAAGUGCAGCGUGGGGGUGAGGGUGUGCAGCUGCCCACACCCGCACAGAUCAUGGGGAAAUACUUGGAUGAUGAACAUGCAGAAAUGAAGACAUACGUUGAUUCGUAUCAGCAGUCAUGGGAGACGUACGGUUGCACCGUCAUGUGCAACGGUUGGACUGGACCGACGAAGAUGUCGAUUAUAAAUUUUAUGGUCUAUUGCAGGGGACGGGCGGUGUUCCUAAAAUUUAUAGAUACGAGUAAUAAGAUUAAAAAUGGUGAUUACAUCUACAAACUAAUGCACAACGUCAUACAAGAUAUUGGGAGGAGAAACAUUGUGCAGUUUGUUAUAGACAAUGAGAGUGCAUUUGUCAAGGCGGGAAAGGAUAUUCAGGCGAAUUAUCAUAUGUAUUGGACCCCUUGCGCAGCCCAGUGCAUCGAUCUCAUGUUGGAGGCAAUCGGGGAUAGGCCGUCGGUGAAGACCGUAAUUACUAAUGCACGGCUCAUUACAAACUUCAUAUACGACCACACCUGGUUAUUAGCCGCGAUGCGCGAGAGGUGAAGUGGGGAUAUAGUGCGCCCCGGGGCGACGCGAUUCGCCACAAAUUAUAUCGCCUUAAGUAGCCUCCUCAAACACAGACAGGGGUUACGGGAACUUUUCGCAUCUCAUGAUUACGAAGAAUGGAAAAAGAGGUUGACGAAAGUAACCUGGAGAAUCGAGGAGCUAGUGCUGAGAAAUGAAUUUUGGGAUCAUGUGCGUAACAUGCUAGGUCUUCUAGAGCCCAUUUAUAUAGUGUUGAGGAUGGUGGAGAAUGAGACAAAUCCGUCGAUGGGGUCGCUGUAUCCAUCCAUACAGCUGAUGAAAGAGGCCAUCAUAACUAAAGCUCUCAAUGCUUAUAAGUGGGUGCAUGCAAUAAUAGACGACCGCUGGGAAAAGAAGCUUUCUCACCCAUUACAUUAGGCUGGUAAGUACUUAAUUUACAAUUUUUUUCUUUACUAUAUGCAAUAAUAAGCGAGGGUUGUACUGAUGUGUAGAUAUUGGUUUUCAGCGUAUUUCCUGAACCCCAAAUACCAUUACAGCCGGAAAAUCUACGAAGAUGAUUCAUUAAAGAGGGUUGUACAUGAGGUGUACGAUCACUCAUUCCCCGAUUGUCCGGGGAAAGACACCUUUGAUACUGAGAUUGUUAGAUUCCGCGACGCGGUUAGAACGUUUGGGUGCCACCCUGCGGUGAUGUCAAGGAACACCAUGAUGGCAUGCGAAUGGUGGUCCAUGUAUGGAACUAACUGCGAGGUUUUACAGCGACUGGCUGUCCGUGUGCUUGCACAAACGGUGUCCUCGUCACCUUGUGAAAGGAAUUGGAGUACAUUCUCCCUCAUCCACACAAGUAAACGUAAUAGAAUAGGAUAUGAAAAGCUUCAAAAGCUAGUGUAUUGUCACUACAAUAUGAAGUCACAAGAGAGGCUGCUCCGCGCAAAAGAAGAAAAGCGUAGGAAGACCCACUGGACCUGACGAGGGUCGGACAGCAUGCAUAUGUUGGGGAUGAGGAUGAUCCAGUUUACCAGUGGGUCAGGUCAGAUGACUUGGAUACCUCGGAUGGACGACCAGAGCCACGCGUUGC